Molecule: messenger RNA, 1284 nt
Organism: Microplitis mediator
Lineage: Eukaryota; Metazoa; Arthropoda; Insecta; Hymenoptera; Braconidae
Exons: 4
Coding region: 106-1122 (338 amino acids)
Biological process (GO): proteasome-mediated ubiquitin-dependent protein catabolic process; multicellular organism development
Cellular component (GO): cytoplasm
Molecular function (GO): ubiquitin protein ligase activity; ubiquitin conjugating enzyme binding; zinc ion binding
Source: RefSeq, a predicted model, not a curated record
ACAACACGUUUGUACCAGACGUUAAAAUUUUUCGUUAAAUUUAAAAUUUGAAUUUUUUUAGUUUUAAAAAUAAAACUGAAUUUUUUGGACUAAAAAAAGUUAAAAAUGUUUGAAAAAUUAAUAUCGUUUUUCAAAAAGUCGGAGUUAAAAAAAAAUAAUUCACUCACGCAAUUGACGCAGGACGAAAAAUUUAAAUUGAGAAAAUUGAAAUCAGAACCGAAUUUAAAAAAUUAUGGGGAAAAUAAUAAUUCCAAUGAGGGUAAUUGUAAUUUUUAUACUUUUGUGCCCUUAAGUUGUCUGAGUACGAAUGAUGGGUAUGGAGAAGUAACAGAAGAAAAUUAUGUGAUGGAAAAAAGUUUUCGCGAUAAAAUAAUAACCGAUGGGUUGUGUAAAAUAUGCUUGGAAUCAUUGCAAUUACGUCGGAUUUACUCGUGUGUUACUUGCGAUAAAAUAGUUUGUGUGGAUUGUUUUUCAAAAUUACGGUACUGUCCGUACUGCCGGAAUCCGACGAUUUCUAAACGUGAGAAAAAUCUUGAGGAGUUUAUUAAUUCGCUGGCGUUGCCGUGCAAAAAUUUGAGCAACGGAUGCGACAAACUCAUAAAAAGUAACAAACGCAAAAGUCACGAGUUAACUUGCGAUUACAAUCAAAAUUUUUGUCCAAUAAAAACAAAGCCCUGUAAAUGGAGCGGAUUAUCCCUGGAAUUAUUAAAUCACUUGAAAAAUCAGCAUGACAUCAAACCAACCAACGGCUACGGCCUAACGAUCGUGAUAUCCGACUUCUGGAAAAAAAUGUCAUUCAAAUCGAGCACUGAGCACAUAUUUUUAGAAUGCUAUCACCAAUUAUUCUACUCCAAGAUAAUAUACGACCAAGGUCUUCUAAGUAUAUCUCUAAAAAAACUUAUUUACUUAACCGACGUACCAGACUCCAUUAAGGAAACCCUAAAAUUAUUUAACGUACACGUCACCAUAAAAACUGAUACCAAAAAUAAAUAUUCCGAAGUUUUUCUGCUCAGCGAUCAAAGGAGUCCGAAGUUUUUCAUUGACUGCGGGCGUUUAUUAGCCGAUGACAUUUACGAUUACAUUAAAAUAGAGUUCAAAAUUUUGUUGACCGACGAAGAUUGAUUUGUUUCAUUGAUUGUCUUUAUUCAAAAGUCAUACACAUAUUUAGUAUUUUAUUAUUUUAUUGAUAUCUUUAAUCACAUUUAAUGUGAACAUCCUAAUUAUUAUUAUAAUUAUCAUUAGCUAUGUAUUAAAUAGAUUAAAAAAAUAAAAAAACUUUUUAAA